AUGGGAGGCUUUGAGGGUCAUUUGUUCCCAGGACUGUGUUUUUUCCUCUAUGGGCUUUCUCAUGCACGACUCCUCUCCAGGGCUUUGAUAUGCAACUCCCCUGUCCAGUAUCCACCACGCCGCCCUUGGAACAAGGGAGGAUGGGCACGGCUGUGGCAAAUGCACUGGACUGGCUUCGUGAAGAUACUGAGUGCCUGCAUUGUAGUGGCUCAAGAGCUCUAUAGCGUCUCGGGCCAGUUAGUACUGAUGAGCAAGAUAUAUCAUCAGAGAAACUUUAUGUACCGCAAACAGUGGCAGCAUCUCACUCUCUAUAUGUCCUUCUUUCUGAGUGGAUGCUUGGACGUGGUGAGCCAGAACCUGCUUCCUCAGAGGUGCGCUGCUCUGGAGCAAGGCGCCCAAGCCCUGGGCAUAUUCAUGUACCUGCCCCUGAUGGUGUCUCACAUGCAGGACACGGAAGGCGUGGAGCUGCAGUCUCACAGACUGCUCACUCAGGCCAUGUUCCUGCUGACCCUCGUGGUGAUCACGGAGCUGUGGGCUCCCGAUGAGCCGCUCAUCUGGAUGCUGAAGGCCUUCUUGUAUCUGAUCACAGGCUCUUGGCUGAUGCAAAUAGGGUUUAUGCUGUACAAACCCAUCUCUGGCUAUAAAUGGAGGGAUGACGACAUAAACGAUGUAACGUUCACCACUAUCUUCUUCUGUUGGCACGUGGUGCUUGAUGCCGUGUUGAUGAUCGGGAUCUACAGCUUGUCUUUUGUGUGGCAUCGCUGCAUGUUUGUCGAGGCCUAA
Messenger RNA from Octodon degus (degu), 783 nucleotides. Its product is annotated as transmembrane epididymal protein 1-like. The coding region runs from base 1 to 783 and encodes 260 amino acids. The transcript has a single exon. Lineage: Eukaryota; Metazoa; Chordata; Mammalia; Rodentia; Octodontidae. The record is from RefSeq and is a predicted model, not a curated record.